AUGUCUCGCCGCAAGCUCCGUCAGACGGCCGAAGAGACCCUUGCCCCGCCGGAUUUGCUGUCUCCCAGUCAGACAAUUGCCCGCGUCGUCCAACUCCACGGCAAAGACCUCUACACCGUUCAGACCCCAGCCGCCUCCUCCACCCUCCUAGUUGAGCUCGAGAACCGAUUCCGGAAUGCCGUGUUUGUCCAGCGUGGUGGCUACGUCCUUGUCGAUACCACGGCGAGCGACCGGCCAAACAAAAUCCAGGGAGUUAUCGUGAACAUUGUUCGGAAUGAGAAGGCGUGGCGGAAACAAGCAUACUGGCCUCGAGAGUUCGCCAAGAAAGUGGCAUCCGACGGCAGUGACGAGGAAGAGUCGCUAGUCGGAAAGAUGCCACCCUCAGACAGCGAGGAGGAAGAGGACUGA
Capronia epimyces CBS 606.96 is the source of this 408-nucleotide messenger RNA. RefSeq lists its product as uncharacterized. Gene Ontology annotation, cellular component: nucleus. Gene Ontology annotation, biological process: translational initiation. The coding region runs from base 1 to 408 and encodes 135 amino acids. The transcript has a single exon. Lineage: Eukaryota; Fungi; Ascomycota; Eurotiomycetes; Chaetothyriales; Herpotrichiellaceae. Gene Ontology annotation, molecular function: translation initiation factor activity; RNA binding. The record is from RefSeq and is a predicted model, not a curated record.